Molecule: messenger RNA, 3747 nt
Organism: Myxocyprinus asiaticus (Chinese sucker)
Lineage: Eukaryota; Metazoa; Chordata; Actinopteri; Cypriniformes; Catostomidae
Product: zinc finger protein 800-like
Exons: 6
Coding region: 28-2673 (881 amino acids)
Source: RefSeq, a predicted model, not a curated record
UAAGGCCGAUAUAGAGUGUGUAUCUUCAUGGCAUUUGGGGAUUCCUGGAAAGUCUGUUUCAAAAUUAUUUUUCUUAGGUUUAAUAGCUGUCUCCAGCGCCAAAGCCAAAAUUCGAUUUGGACUCAUUGUCCAAUUGUCUCAUGGCAUUUGCAACGGCUUUGGGUGUGUAAGAUUCAAACAAGCCGUGAAUUAACACUGUUAGUGGCACGGGUGGUGGGGGGGUCAGAUGUAACGCACCAAACUGGCGACAACAUUGGUUGCCACAUUUUGGUGGUCUCGAACAUCCAUUGCACCUUUGCGCAACAGCCGCUUCUCCGCCGAGAGGUCCUCACGGUGCACAAAGGCAGCUUCCGACAGGGCAGCGUCAGCGCGAGCGGCGAGAGAAACACCCUCCGGACCGCGUCCGACCAUCCGAACUUGAGAGUUCACCGCAUGAGUGUUGUUUUUCAAAAGUUUGUAAAAGGGGCCUCUGAGAUGGAGGUUACUAAGACAGAAGAUCAGGGAAGCUUGACUAGUGACAAAUGCUGCCAGACCGAGACACUUCAACCCUGCUGUUGCCAAACAACAGAAACCCCUCAAGAGCCUUGUGGCCAAAAUCCAGUGCAUUCGAUUGAGCCUGGUGAUCCACCACUGCUUCAGCAGCAGCUCCAGACAUCCAAGUCAGGAAUUCAUCAGAUCAUUGAGUGUUUUCGCACAGGUACCACUCAACUCAGACACAUGCUGUUGAAAGAAGUUGACACCAUAUUUGAGUGCAGAAUCUGUCGUAGUCUGUUUCGUGGUCUACCAAAUUUGGUCACACACAAGGAGUUCUACUGCUUUUCCCGGCAACCUGAGUCAGAAGAGCCCUCAGAAGGUGGGCAGAGCCAGGCCAUCAAAGAACUUCUUCUAUCUAUCUAUCCACAAAAAGACAGAGAGGAGCAUGUCAUUCAGCUUGAUGUCAUUGAGACCAGCCCCAAUGCUGUGUUCCAGCAUGUAUCACCAGUGGAUGUUGAGGACACACCCGAUACCCCUACCUCCCACACAGAGAUCCCAGUACCCGUGAAAAAAAACCGGCGCAAAUCUAUUUUGGCACCCAAAAAGGUCCAACAGUCAGAUAAUGAUGACGAUAUGGAAACCGAAUCAGAAGAGCCACCUCCUGAAGAAGGUCCAAGCUCUGAAGAGCCAGCAAUGCUUGAACAGGCAGAAGCAGAGGAAGAUGAAGAGGAGGGUGCCACCUCUGAGAUAAAGGAGAUGAGGAUCUCUUGCUGCCUUUGUGGCAAAGACUUUGGCUCCAGGCGCAGCGUACGCCGCCAUUGCCGCAAAAUGCACUGGCAGAGGCUGGAGGAGUUGCGCAAAUAUACUGAGACACGCACAGUUCCCAUUAGCUUGCUGUCUGUCGUGAAGGACAAACGUCCUGUAGACCCGCCACCAUCUCCUGGGAAGAGCUGCCCGGUGUGCAAAAAGUCAUUUGCGACCAAAGCCAACGUCCGACGACACUUUGACGAGGUCCAUCGUGGCUUGAGGCGAGACUCGAUCACGCCAGACAUCGCCACAAGACCUGGCCAGCCUCUUUUACUCGAUGCUCCUCCUCCGUCGCCACCGAAACCACCAAGUUUUCCUCAGAAGCAAGAGCAGAGACAGAUCAACCUGAUGAAUUGCCGCUGCCAGCUGUGCAAAAGGAAGUACAGCUCCCAGUUGAUGCUUCGUAGGCAUAUGCGCAUUGUCCACAAGAUACAUGUGCUAGAAAAUGGCACUGUCACCAGCUCCGUUCUCUCGAAACUAAAGGCUAAAACAAAGCAUGAGGAAAAAGAUAAGGUUAGCGUGAAAAAAAACUCUCUCUCCUCUUUCAAAGACCGUAAGAAGAGUGCCUUAUCAAAGACAAAAAAGACAAAAGCCACAGGGGACAAUGGAGACCACAGUAUGGGUUUUGACUUCAAAAGGAUCUACUGCUGGUUGUGUAAACGUCAGUUCAGCACUGGGCAGAACCUGAAAAAGCACAUUUCUGAGCUACACACAGAUGGGAGUGACAGCAUUUACAUCAAGUUCUACCGCUGCCCCAUGUGCAGGUAUGAGUCGCGGCGCAAACGCGACGUCAUUCGCCAUAUUACUGUGGUUCACAAAAAGUCAUCUCGCUAUUUGGCUAAGGUCAUGCCAGCUUUGGAGAACCAGGCAGUGAAGAAACCAGCCGAGGCGGUCUUAAGCAGCACAACGAAGAAAACUAAUUCAAAAGACGACGGUAGCGGGACGCAUACCACAGAGAACAUUUACAAGCAAGAACCACCAGAAUCCCCCAACGUUCGUGAACAAGAUCCUCUUCCCAAAUCAAAGAAACAAGAAUCCCCGACAUCCCCCAACACUCGAAAGCAUUCUGCUCUUACUUCGCUUAACACAGACAAACAUGAUUCUCCACUUACCCCAAACUCAUGUAGACAAGAAAAGAACCUUCCAGAGUCCAAGAACCCUCAUGUCACUCGGAGUCAUAAUAUUACUAAGGGGCCGCCCAUCACCAGGAGCCAAGAGUCUUGCAGUGAGGUUAGGGUAACGAAAAACUUUUCCCUCCAUGCGUGUGAUAUGUGUGGCCGGGCGUUUGCCAAAAAGGUCUACCUCGAGACACACAGACGGAGACAUAGGACCGCCAUCACAAGUGGGGACAAACUUCAAGGAAGAAGCACUCGAUCAAAGGCCCUUAUUUGACUGUUGUUUCUCUGAAUACGUAGCACAUUUGCACUGGAUUCCAUGGACAGGUUUAUCUCCAUGUGAAAGAAGAGGAGGUGAAAUGGACAGGCUUAAGGGUUAGUACGCAGAGGAUGUACUUUGCAUAAAGGGGUUGUAUGAAAUGAGAAUGAACUGCACCAAAAAGGUCGUUCCAGGUUUGUACUCUGGAGGGCGCUGUUACAAAAGUAAUUUUCUCCACCAUCCAAAAUGAGUUUUAUCUUCAGUUGACGUUCAAAAUCAGUUGUUAUGACUGACAUUAAGUUUAUGAUUGGGGUUGACAAAUUGUUAAAUAUCUUAAACAACCACUGUUUUUUUUGUUUUUGUUUGUUUUUUGUAAAAAAAACUAAAAUAAUGUUUCAUAAACGAGCUCAGUUGUUCCAGUGUAAAUGGUGUGGCUUUGUAUAACUUCCUUGAAAUGUACAGCAUGUCUAACUAUUGUUAAAUAUUCAUAAGUAGAUAAGUUAAUGUAACUGUGCUUCAUAUUUUCCUGCCUGGCGAUCACCUCUCUAAUCAACUAUGGAUUGAAAUGCUGCUAAUUCAUUAGUAAAGUUCAAAAUGUACUCUCAUAUUUCUUCUACCCUUUAAUUCAAAGCCUACAUAUUAAGCUGCUCAGGAUGUGUCUUAAUUUAGAACAAAGAUUUUGUUUUUUGUUUUUCUAUAAACAGCUAAAACUUUGUGUUAGUCUUUACUUAAAGGUUGCAACUGUGACUGAAAGAAAUAGGAUACUACUGUAUUUGUUUAGUUUGGUAGCCUACUAAUAACUAAAGCUAACCAGAAAAUAAGUUUCAAGUUUUAGUAGAUGGCUCUCACCUUUGCUUUCAUGAACUAAUAGUUAUAAUGAAGUAACUGGCUUUGGAGCAAGUACAAUUUCUUUUAUAUGGAGUGCAUGCGGAAUGCUUUACACCCUUUGCUUAUGUGUACAAUAGGGCUUGUUUUGAAAUGCCAAAACCUAGAUCCACACUGAAGGUGCACACUCCUUUUUAUUUGCAAAAGUAUAUCCUUGCUUGCAGUAGGAUGAUUUUCUUUUUGUUCAAAUAAACAUAAUAAAAUAUA